Elgaria multicarinata webbii is the source of this 7742-nucleotide messenger RNA. It is a transcript of the gene PRRC2A, whose product is annotated as proline rich coiled-coil 2A. The coding region runs from base 269 to 7171 and encodes 2300 amino acids. Gene Ontology annotation, biological process: cell differentiation. The transcript has 32 exons. The record is from RefSeq and is a predicted model, not a curated record. Lineage: Eukaryota; Metazoa; Chordata; Lepidosauria; Squamata; Anguidae.
GGCUUCAUCGCCGCCGCCGGGGUCUGGGACCCGGAUGGCCGUUUAGUCGGUGCUUAGACGCCGAGGCUGCCACAUCGGGCCUUAGACAAAUUACAAAGCAGGGGGAGGGGGGGAUAUCGUAAUCCGCCUCCAUCCUCCGUCUAGGACUCCCUUCCGCCCUCGGGAAGCUCGUAUCCGGAAAGAGCGGACCGAGCCCGAUCCGACGAGCACAGGCCACGUUUCGCGGGGAGCCAGGAGGAACCAUCGUACUCAAUGACCUUACAGCGCAAUGUCAGAUCGUUUGGGGCAAACAGCAAAGGGGAAGGAUGGAAAAAAGUAUUCGUCGCUCAACCUGUUUGAAACGUACAAGGGCAAGUCCUUAGAGAUCCAGAAACCCACAGUCGCUCCCCGCCAUGGCUUGCAGAGUCUCGGUAAGGUUGCCAUCGCCCGGCGCAUGCCACCCCCUGCGAACCUGCCGAGCUUAAAAGCGGAGAACAAAGGCAAUGACCCCAACGUCUCACUAGUGCCGAAAGACGGGACAGGAUGGGCAAGCAAGCAGGAACAGCCAGACCCAAAGAGUACCGAUGCCUCGACAGCUCAGCCGCCGGAAUCGCCGUCACCGCCGGCUUCACAGACGUCUGCCUCAAACCCACCGAAACGACCCCCAACAACCCCCGAGAAUCCCCCUACAGUACCAAGCGGGGUAAAGUCCUGGGCACAGGCCAGCGUUACCCAUGGAGCGCAAGGAGAUGGUGGAAAGGGAUCAAGCCUACUGUCGCGAUUCUCUCGCGAGGAAUUUCCGACCCUGCAGGCGGCUGGCGACCAGGACAAAGUUGGCAAAGAAAAGGACACUACCGAUGCGUCGUAUGGGCCCGGACCAAACCUCCGCCCCCAAAACGCAACCAGUUGGCGGGAUGGAGGCGGGCGGGGCACUGACGGGGAGCUGGUGCCUGAGGAUGGACGGGCCGUGGUCGGCAUGCAGCCCAACGUCCCGCCUCAGUUCCCUCCCUACCGGGGGAUGAUGCCGCCAUUUAUGUAUCCCCCGUACCUCCCGUUCCCGCCUCCCUAUGGGCCACAGGGACCGUACCGCUACCCCACAGCAGAGGCGCAGAGGUUCCAGCGGCUCCCGGGACCCCGCCCCUCGCAACCUCCGGUGCGCACGACGGAGCCUGUGAGCCGGCCACCAGUCCUCAAGCAGGACGACCUAAAAGAAUUUGAUGAGUUGGACCAGGAGAAUGACGAAGGCUGGGCAGGAGCCCACGAAGAAGUGGACUACACUGAGAAGCUAAAAUUCAGCGAUGAAGAAGACGGGAAAGACUCCGAUGAAGAAACCACUCAUCACCGCAACGACGAGGCUUCUGGCCCCGACAGCCAGUCAUCAGGCACAGACACAAAGAAGGCUGGAGCUCCAAAAGAGGAUCACUCUCUCGUGAAAACGGCCUGGGCUGAAAACUCACAUCCCCCCGAGGGCGCCAAAGAGCCCACUCCAACACCUUCCCCUGCAGUCCGGCCACCGCCCCCACCGCCGCCCCCACCGCCUAACCGGGGCAACUGGGGGCAGCCCAAUGACUUCCCGGAUCGCCCCCUGCGGCCGCCUCCCCCGGAGGAUGAAGACGAGGCUUGGCGCCAGCGCCGGAAGCAGUCCUCCUCGGAGAUCUCGGCUGCGGUGGAGCGCGCCCGGCGGCGGCGGGAAGAAGAAGAGCGGCGCAUGCAGGAGGAGCGGCGCGCCGCCUGUGCCGAGAAACUCAAGCGGCUGGACGAGAAGUUUGGCGCUCCGGAGAAGCGCCUGAAGCCAGAGCCACCCAAGGAGCAGCCUGCUGCUGCUGCUCCUGCAGCCCCCGCCCCAGGGCCCCCCACCCCACCUGCUCCCCCACCACCGCCAGAGGAGAAGAGAGAGAAAGAGGAGCCCAUUCUGGCGAGCAAAGCUCACAGCACCGUGGGCAGCGGCGGCGGCAGCGUGAACAGCUUGGACCCUCCCAGUCCCGUUGAGCCCCCUCUGGCUCCUCCCCCCAAGGAAGUACCCGAAGUGAGGGAAGAGCCGCCGGUCGUACCUGGGCCUGCUCUCAUCCCUGCCACUCCCAUCCCUGCCAAGGCGGAGCCCAAGGGGGAGACGGUGCUGCAGGCCCGCCAGCCACCUCCGGCGCAGACUCUGGGCUACUCGAAGUACCAGAAGUCGUUGCCGCCUCGAUUCCAGCGACAGCAGCAGGAGCAGUUGUUAAAGCAGCAGCAGCAAUGGCAGCAGCAGCAACAGCAGCACAGCCAGGUUCAGCCCCCCUUGGCAGCUGCUUCUGCUCAGCAGCAAGCGACGGGCGCGCCUCUGGCGGCUCUGGGCCCCUCAGGCGGCGUUCACGCUCAGCCCGGGCCCCCGGGGCAGCAGCAGCAGCAGGCCCCAGCCCCACCUCCAGCCCCGCAGGCUCCGCCCAAAGGCAUGUACCCGGGCGCCAUUGGGCGGCCGCCGCCGAUGCCGCAGAUGAACUUCGACCCUCGCUGGAUGAUGAUCCCGCCGUACAUGGACCCACGCAUGAUGCAAGGGCGGCCCCCCAUGGAUUUCUAUCCCCCCGGGGUCCACCCCUCUGGUCUCCUGCCCCGCGAGCGGUCGGACAGCGGAGGGUCCAGCUCGGAGCAGUUUGAGCGCCACCCUCCCCUCCUUCGAGAGCGCGGCACCCCACCGGUGGAUCCCAAGCUGGCCUGGGCCGGAGACGUCUUCGCCAAUGCCCCCUCCAGUGCAGAUGGGCGACCUCAGGCGGCAGCCCUUCGGCAGCAGCAGGAGGAGGACGAGAAAGGGUUACGGAGUGAGACACCUCCAGUCCGCCUGCGUGAAGCUAUCACCCCCCAGCCCUAUAUGGGGAGCUACCAGGCUUUCUCGGAAAACGGCAACCCUGCCCCACUGCACCGUUUCCCGGUGGAUGAGCCAUCGCGACCAGGGGCCCCCUGGCAAGCCGGCGUGGCUCUGACGGCACCGGCAGAAGUGAGCAGGAACGGGCGGGCGGAACCCCAAAUCCAGCCUUCUCGCAAAAGCGAGGAGGAGUCGCUGCUGCUGCUGCAUCGGGAUCCCCCCGAAGAGAUCAAAUUGGUCGAGCCUUCGGCCGUUCGGCCCGUGGUAGCCAAGAAGCCUCCCUCUGAACAGCCGAAAGAGGAGGCGCCGGUCAAGGAGGAGGUGCUGCGGCGAGUGGACAAACCCCCUCGGCAGCAGCAUGACUUCCACAAGCAGCCCCGGCGCGAGUCCAAGACGGAGACGCGCUGGGGUCCCCGUCCUGGCAGCAGCCGGAGAACUGAGGAGAUUUCCGGGGACAAGGCCCCGCGGCGAGCUGGGCCCAUCAAGAAACCUCCGCCCCCCCCGAAGGAGGUGAAAGACGAUGGUGAGGAAACGCGUCCCGGAGGGAAGGCCAAGGAGGGGGGCGAGCCAGUGAGCAGCAGCAAGCCAGAACCCCCCAAAGAGUCUCCGAAGCCAGGCAAGGAGAACAAGGCCAAGCCGGUGGUGAACGGUGGGACCGUUAUGCCACCGAAAGAGCAGCACCAGGGGCCCCUGUCGCCCAGCCGGCGGCGGCGAGAGGGCCCAUACGAGCGCGGUGGCUAUACCGGCCAUACUGGCCGCGGCCGGGCCAGGGGGCGAGGAGAGUAUUUCGCCCGCGGCCGGGGAUUCCGGGGCGCCUACAGCGGCCGUGGGCGAGGGGGCCGGGGAAGGAGCCGGGAGUUCCGCAGCUACCGUGAACCUUUUUACCGGCUGGAUGACGGUGCCGGAAAAGCUGCUGGCCCGGGCUCCAAUUUCCGCCCGCGCAACACCAGCGAGACGCGUAGCGAAGGCUCGGAGUACGAAGAGAUCCCCAAACGGCGGCGCCAGCGGGGCUCCGAGACGGGAAGCGAGACGCACGAGAGCGCCAGCGACGUGGCCCAUUCGGACAAGGAGGUGACCAAAGACCCGCCACCGAGCCAGCGCAGCCGUGGCGGCCCAAUGCCCUCUGGGCCCGCUUCUCACCAUCCGGGCUUGCCUCGCUUUGCUGACAAAAUGCCCCCGCGCCUCUCCGAUCCCGGCACCCGUGGGGGGCGCGUUUUCACCCCUCGCGGCAUCCCUUCCCGCCGGGGCCGAGGCGGUGGCCGUGCACCUCCCGGCGGGUGGAGUCCUCCCUCCAAGCCCCAGCCCAACAAGAAGCCGGAGAAGCAGCCGGAGGCCGUUCUGGAGUCUUCCGGGAAGGAGAAGGUAUCGUCGGGACCUCCGGCGGUGACCCCAGAAGAUCCCGGCGGCUUCCAAGCCCCCCCAAAACAGCAGCCACUUGGCCCCGGCCCGGACCGUGGCUUUGACAGGCCUCCCCGGCGCCGGCGCCACGGACGUUCUCAGCAGCAGGACAAGCCGCCCCGAUUCCGGAGGCUGAAGCAGGAGCGUGAGAACGCAGCCCGGCUGAACGGUGAGCAGCGGGCGGGGGGGCAGCCCUUCGUCCCGGCUCCUUCCGCCCCUCUCCCGGAGGAAUCGGCUGCCCGGCGCGUGGCCGGCACGAAGUCUCCCGACUUGUCGAACCAGAACUCGGACCAGGCGAACGAGGAGUGGGAGACGGCGUCGGAGAGCAGCGACUUCACCGAGCGCCGGGGCGGGGGCGAGAAGGAGCCAGCCCCCGGGGGGCCUCCUCCCCCCACCGCGUUCCUGAAAGGCGGCUGCUCUGGGCCGCCCUCCGUGGGCGGGCGCCCCUCCAACAGCGAGCUCAGCUUGGCCCAGCGGAAAGAGAUGUCCAAGCGCAGCUUCUCCAGCCAGCGGCCUGGCAUGGACCGGCAGAACCGGCGAGCCAACCCUGGCCCCGGGGGCGGAGGCAAAGCCGGCCGCGGAGGGGGCGGCAGCGGGCGCAGCGGAGGGGACAAGCGGAGCUGGCCCUCGCCGAAGAACCGCAGCCGGAACGCUGACGACCACUCGCCAGGCCUGAGCCUGCCUCCGGCCCCCACCACCAGCACAGUCUAUCGCUUGGACCGCGUUAUCCACAGUGACCCAGCUGGCAUCCAGCAGGCCCUGGCCGAACUGGGCAACCGCCACACCAAGCCGGCCUCCCCUGGUCCGGCCCAGCCGCCCUUCCUGAGGCCUGGGAGCAGCAACCCCUCUGCCCUCCCGCUGGGACGCUUCGAGAGUAGGAGCAACGCAGACCCCUGCUUCCUGGAGAAGAACCAGCUCCUCCACUCCAACAACAGCGGCCCCCUGAAGGAGCCUGGGGCCAUGAGCGGCUUUGCCGCAAAGCGCCGGGAAUGGCCUCGCAAGCAAGACCUGCUGCAGCAGGAACCUCUGGCCUUCCCCAGUGGGCCGGCCUUCUCGGCCCCUAAAGACGAGAGCCAUGGGGAGCCUCGCAGCAGGAGUGUCCCCGUGUCCGAGGGGCUAGCCCCACAGAUCUGGAACCAACUGAACUCCAACUCCUCCCGGAAGAACUACCGCCCCGCCUCUGUGGAACCCUGGAUUGACCCGCUGAACGCCUUCGAAGAGGCUGCCAGUACCGAGAUGAGCCUGUCGGACAGUGGCGUGGACCUCAGCAGCGACUCCCAGGUCUCCUCAGCCACCUGCAGCCAGCGCAGCUCCCCCGACGGGGGUCUGAAGGCCCCCCCGGACGCUGGCACCCAGCGAAGCGGAGCCAUCGGCAAAGGCAGCGAAGACACGGCGCCCGCCGGGCCCGAGGGAGCAGAGGCGAAGGAGCAGAGGAGGCGGCCGCCACCGGUGGCCCGAGACGCCAGCCUGCUCAAGGACAAGAAGGUGAGCAGCUCCCCUGAGCCGCCGCCCCGAGACCACCCUCCCCCUGGCGCCAUUGGCACCGAGCGCUCCCAGCGAGCGGAGAAGGCGAAAGACGGCGCGGAGGGGCUGGGGCUUCUGAAGCCAGAGCCAAGCCCUCCGCUCGAGUGCCCGGGGGCCUGCCCCCCCAUCCAGUUUGGAGCCAGCGAGAAGGAGGCCGACCUUCGCUUCGUGGUGAACGACGGCCCGAAGGAAGACAAAGAAGAGCUGCACCCGGCGCUUGCCGAGGGGCUGACCUCUGCCCCCAGGGAGUGGGAGCUGCUCCCCCCAGCACCCCCCAGCCACAGAGCUUCCCCCGAGGUGCCUCCUGGUCGCUCCUGUGAGCCCAGACCUUUCCCGGUGGCUGCCGCCUCCUGCCUCCACAGCCUCCCAGCGGACACUUCCGUGUUCUCAGGCGAGAGGGGCCAGGGCCAGCGCCUCUACCCAGAGCUGUUUUACGGGAACCAGGUCCCCAGCGCCCAGCUUGAGUCGCAGCUUCACGGGGCCAGUGGGGGCAGCAGCUACCGCCCCAGCACCCCCUCUCUGCACACGUACAGGUCUCAGCACCUGUACCUGCAGCCCAGCCCGGGCCCCGCCUCUCCGGCGCAGACGGCUGCGGGCGCCGUGCUGCCCAGCUCGGCCUUGCUCUCGGGGGUGGCCCUGAAGGGGCAGUAUGUGGAGAUCGCGGCCCUGCAGGCGGCUGAGCUGCCCAAGCUCCCGGCGACAGGCUUGCUGUACCAGGCGCCCCCGCCUUCCUUCAUCUACAGCUCCGCCUUCUGCGGCAGCCAGCUGGCUCCUGAGCAGGCCCUGCUCCAGGUGCGCCAAGAGCUGGCCUCCCCCUCCGAGUUCUACCCGGCCGCCCUGGGCCAAGGCAGCCAGAGCAACUUCCUGACCGGCCCUGGCCAGCAGGUGCUCUUGCCGGUGGUGGAGCCGCCCCAGCUGCCCCCCGUGGUGAACUUCGGCUCCUUGCAGCAAGCGCCCCCUGCCGCCCCUGGGCCGCCGCCGCCCCCGAUGCCCAUGGUGCCCAUGGCGACCCAGGCCCUGAGGCCGCCGCCGCCGCCGGGACAGCUGGCCGGGCGCCUCGUGCCUCCAGCCGUGCGAGCCUUUCCUCACGGCGGAGUGGGCCGUAGCGAGCUCCACACUCUGGAAAUGAAGCCACUACAAGAUUACAGGAAGCUCAAUGGUCUGGGGGCUGCGGGGGCCCGACCCCCUUCUGGGGGCAGGCCUUUCUCUGGAGGCUUCAAUGCCAGGCUGAAAUCCCCCGGGUCUGGCUACGGCGGCAUCUUUCGUGCCCAGCGCUUCGAGGUCUACCAGCAGUCGGACGUCCUUCGCUGGAACCCGCCCCGCGCCUGGGAGCGAGCUGCUCAACCGCGUGACGGAGCCCCCGCCCGGCGCCUCGAGCCGGAGGCCCGUGCCCACACCGACAAGCCAGACCCCAGCCUCUCCAGCCACCACUAGCCCAGGAUGCUCAUCCGUCCCCUUUUGAUUCUGUUAACCCCCCUCCCCCAAAAUUGCGGGGAGGGGCUCGUUCCUCCUCCCCCUUGGUGUAUCCCGAGUAUGGGGUGUCUCCUCGACUCCUUUUCUGUUUGUGGGGGGUGGGGUGGCACUGGAAUUUGCCCCCUCCGUUAGGGGUGUUAGACACUUAGUGGAGUGCUCAGAGUGUAAUUUGGGGGGGCAAGGAUCAGGAUUUUGGGAGGCUCCCAGCUGAAUGUAUUUUUGCUGAUUUCCUUUGGGUUUCAUCUGAGUUUAUUUUGCCCUGUCGAUCUGAGGGGGGAGCAGCUCUGAGGUGCGGAGUGUAAAUAUAUAUAAAUAUGAACAUGUGGGGGCCUUCACCUCUUCCCUCUUCUAUUUAUGGGGGUGGGGGGAGGUGAAUCCUGGGAGCCUGCCGCCUCUCCUGUCUAUUUGCUCCCCUGAGUUUGAAAUAGGAAGCGUUGAGUUUUUAAAAAGGUGGUCGAGCUGGUUUGUUUAAUAAAUAAAAAACCAAAAAAGUUGUUUAAAAAAAAAAAACCAAUAAAACGAAAAGUCAAAA